GAGGAUAGGGGCUGAGGAUUAAAAUCGGAGAUUGAGAGAGCAAUGAGAGGUGUCGGAGGUCCGUUGCUGUCAAUCGGAGAUCUUCUCGCCGAUCUCGGUGAUGAAACUGGCCACUCCCCGCAAAAUCAUCCAAAUCCUGAAGUUUCAUCAAAAUCAUACUCUGAUGAUACCAUCUCUGGACCCUUGGAUCUAACCCGACUCUUUCAGGAGAACUAUGAUAAACUUAACGAUGCGUUUGCUGGUUCUGAUCACUCAUGGACCUCCCUAACAUUAGAGCUCUGCACUUCCCUAGAGACUGCUAACAAGUUGGUCCAUGCCACAACCACAAAUGCUAGAUUGUUGUCAGAGAAGGUUGAAGAACUCGAGAAAAUAGUGAAACGAGGAGACUCAGCAGUCGCAGCUGCCAGAACGGUUCACGCCACGGUUAACCAGAAAGGAUUACCCUCUACGUGAUCAGUUAGGACAUAUAACAAACAUCAUAUAAUGCUUUACCAAGGUACAAACCAACCUGUUGGGUUUCUAUUACUAAAUCUUUGCAAGUAGGCUCCAUGAUUUUGUUAAAUAACUUGAAGAACCUUCAUAUAUUGAAUCAUUUAAAGAUAUAAAUGUAUAAUCUUUUGACAUUAAUGGAAGCGCAAGCAUAUAUUUAAUUGGAUUAUUGGAGAAUGUAGGGUUUGGUUCUACGGUCUGAUAAUAUAUAUCUGUGAAAUUACAUUGAAUGUGACUAGUGACCAUCUGAUUUUUUGCUUGUAAUCAACUUGUAAACUACUUAAAUUGCGUCACUGCUUGUGUCACUUGUGACUUGUUCCAACUUCUAAACCAAAACCU
Messenger RNA from Arabidopsis thaliana (thale cress), 828 nucleotides. Its product is annotated as histone-lysine N-methyltransferase. Bases 43 to 453 code for a protein of 136 amino acids. The transcript is spliced from 3 exons. The record is from RefSeq and is marked reviewed. Lineage: Eukaryota; Viridiplantae; Streptophyta; Magnoliopsida; Brassicales; Brassicaceae.